Salpingoeca rosetta is the source of this 1909-nucleotide messenger RNA. RefSeq lists its product as uncharacterized. NCBI's taxonomy places the organism in Eukaryota, Choanoflagellata, Craspedida, Salpingoecidae. The coding region runs from base 133 to 1365 and encodes 410 amino acids. The record is from RefSeq and is a predicted model, not a curated record. The transcript has a single exon. Gene Ontology annotation, molecular function: protein binding.
UGUUGUUGUGGAGAAGAAGACGCGCACACGUGGACGAAAAGUUGACAGCGGAGACUGCGCACUUUUCACCCCCUUCCUGACACACCCCACCGAUCAACGCCGAGUGAACAAGAGAGCAAGCGAACAAGCACCAUGCCACCACACCGGGUGUUCAUCUCGCUGCGCUUCAGCGAGGCCAUGGAGGAGAGCGAAGCCCUGAAGAAGGCGUUGGACAAGCGGGGCGUGCCCACGUUCCUGUGCGCCGUUGCUUCUGGCAACAGCAUCGCGGACGCCGUGAUCGAGGCCAUCGACGAGUGCGACCUGGUGGUGAUCAUGGGCACACAUACGUACGGCGAGAAGACGGACAGCAAGUUCAGCUCGCGCGAGGAGCUCGAGUUCAUCAUCAACGACGAGAAGCCGUUCUUCCUGGUGAAGAUGUGUGACCGCUUCAAGCACGCCAAGACGCGCUUCUGGCUUCCGCCAACCAUCGCCUACCACCCAUGGCAGCCGCAAGGCGCCGAGCGUUCCGACCCGCCAGGUGAGCUCGUGGACGCCAUCAUCGCCAAACUCAAGAACGUGAGUGGUGUUGGUGCGCCGGCGACGCAGCAACAACCACAGCAGCAGCAAGCGACAGGCACAGUUCGUGCAACUUCGCUUGCCACUUCUUCCCCUUCUUCCGCUUCCUCGUCACAAGUGCAUGGCGUGCGGGCAGUCAGUGGCGGUGGUGCUGAGGAGGACGCCGUGCGCAAGCUGCAGGCCAGUGGUCGCAGCAUGCACGCCGCUGAGGUUGUGCAGCUGAUGCAUGCGUUUCCCGCCUCUGCAGACGUGCAAUGGCGUGCCUGUCAGGCACUGGAAGACCAAUCGAGAGGCAAUCCCUCUGCGCGUGUGCAGGCUGCGGCAGCGGGCGCCAUCGACGCAGUCAUGAGGACGUUGACGACGCACAGCCAGAACGCCGAUGUGCAAGAGCGUGCGUGCGCGGCCCUGGCUAACCUGGCGAUCAACAACGACAACAAGGUGGCGAUUGCCGCAAAGGGCGGGAUUGAGAUUGUGGUUGCGGCAAUGAACAGAUUCAGCAGCAACGGCGGUGUGCAACACCAAGGGUGCGUGGCGCUGGCGGAGCUGGCAUGCAACGAUGCCAACAAGAUGGCGAUAGUCUCCAAAGGUGGGGUGGACGCUGUGAUUGCCGCGAUGCAGAACCACGGCAAGAAGGCUGUCGUGCAAAACAACGGCUGUGUUGCGCUGGGCAUUCUUGCGAGGCACGCGAGCGUGUGCCAGCAACUCCGUUCCAAGCGCGUCGCGGUGGUCGCCGAACAGGCAAAGCGAAACCUGCCAGCCAACGCCGCUGUUCAAGACCAGGCCAACCGCCUGCUGAGGCAACUCGCCUAACCCCUCUUCCACAUUCCACGUCUUCCUCUGGAUCGACGACUCCUGCCUGCUGUUCUGCUUGCCGUCUUGUUGCACCUUCCAACUUGUUUCCUUUCGCGUGUUGAUUCGAUUUCACUUGGUGUCGGAACCUGAUGCUCUUGGGUUAUCGUGGACACACACACACACACGCAUGCACGCACUCACUCACUCACUCACGCAUGCACGCACGCACUCACUCAAACGCACACAAACACACUCACUCACUCACUCACUCACUCGCUCACUCACGCACUCACACACACACACACUCACUCACGCACUCACUCACACAUCUUGGUUGCUACUCUGAUGCUUAAGUUUUGAGACAACCACAACCCUGUGUCACGCACGAGACCGCCAGCACAGCCGUGCUGAGAGCGCUUGCUUCACCUCCCUUGCCAUUCUCUCCUGUCUUGCUGGUGCUGUCUGCCUUCUUCUACUCGGUAUUUAUUCAUGGUGCGGUCUCUUGUGGGCAUAUGGAUGUGCCAAACAUCGAGGGUAACGAGAACAACAAGCAUGAGCACCA